AUGGGUUUCCUCAGUGAACUAAUAUCGGAAUUCAAGGGCGGCAGCUCGGGCGGCCAGCAACAGCAGCAGCAGCAAGGCGGAUACCCCCCACAACAAGGUGGCUAUCCUCAGCAGGGCGGUUAUCCGCCACAGCAGGGUGGCUAUCCCCAACAAGGCGGCUACCCGCCGCAGCAAAACAACUACUCCGGAUACCCCCCACCACAGUCGUCUCCCCAGCCCCCGCCAGUCUCGCCUCCAUGGCACGCCGAGUGGAAUGGCGCUGAGAACCGCUGGAUCUUUGUGAACCAGCAGACGGGCGAGCGCACACCCAACUACCCUGGCCCCGGCUUCGCCCAGCAACAGGGCAGCUACGGUGCCCCGCCACCACAGGGCGGAUAUGGCUAUGGCCAAGGCGGCUACAGCAACCAGGGUGCCUACCAGCAUAGGCUGUCGGCUGUCCAAUAG
Messenger RNA from Exserohilum turcica Et28A, 444 nucleotides. RefSeq lists its product as uncharacterized. The transcript has a single exon. The record is from RefSeq and is a predicted model, not a curated record. Lineage: Eukaryota; Fungi; Ascomycota; Dothideomycetes; Pleosporales; Pleosporaceae. The coding region runs from base 1 to 444 and encodes 147 amino acids.